Molecule: messenger RNA, 960 nt
Organism: Trichoplax adhaerens
Lineage: Eukaryota; Metazoa; Placozoa; Uniplacotomia; Trichoplacea; Trichoplacidae
Exons: 11
Biological process (GO): box H/ACA snoRNP assembly
Cellular component (GO): nucleoplasm; cytoplasm
Source: RefSeq, a predicted model, not a curated record
AUGUUAACUCCAAAAUUUGAGGUAUCACAAAAUGAUCAAUUCAUCAUCAUUGCCAUCAAAGUACCCUAUGGAAAAGUUGCAGAUAUGGAAAUCUAUGCAAAAGAUACUGAAUUUCUUUUCCAUAUGCAUCCAUAUUUCUUAAGGCUCAAUUUACCAGGCUCUGUUGUUGAAGACAGUAGACAAUCUGCAGCAUACGAUAUUGAUCAAGGAACUUGUACGAUAAAUUUACCAAAAGUAAAUGAAGGUGAGCAUUUUGAAAGUUUAGACUUGUUGACGACCCUUUUAGCACAACCUAAACAACAGAAGUACAAGCCCUCAUUGAUCGAAGAAAACUUGUUUGAUAUUAUCGAUGUUCCUGAACCUGAAAGAAUGACUGCAGCUGAAAGAUCAACCGAAAGAAUUGCUGCUGAAGAUGAAUACUUUAACGAGGAUCAUUAUCUUGCUGACUUUAUGGAGAACGAACAAAUAAAGCAAUUAAUAGCAUUUAUAACUCCUUGGCAAGAAGCUUGCGAUAUCAUAGAUAGCACAUAUGAUCAACUGAGAGAAUUACCAAAUAAAGAAUAUUUAUUAGAUAAAUUAGAAGACUAUCAAUUACUACUCGGUUUAAUCGACAUUAUAUUUGCAUAUGCUUACAAUUACCGUACGACCGAAGGUGAAAAUACCGUAGAAUCUGCAUGGACAAUUUGUAAAAUAAGUUCGUCUUUAUCAUGGCUGGAGGUUUUCAAGCGAUUUCAAAGUGUAUUAAUAGCAUGCUGCAGAAGAGCUCUAUGCUAUCCUUUAUACAGAAACUGGGAUUUAAUUCAAGUUAUUCUGAAGGAUGUAACAACUAUUUUCCGACUAGGUAAAAGAUAUAUUCUGAAAUGUUUAUUAGAAAUUCGACAAAUUCUUAAAAAUCACGAGAAUAAGUAUAUUCUAAAUGACGUUUAUAUUACUGAUUACUGCGUUUGGAUACAAAAAUUA